AAAACAGGGGUUGAUAAAUCGAAUCGGUCAUACAUAUCAGAAAUAAAAAUUGCAUGCCAUCUCGUCUGCACGCCGCAUUCAAGUCUUGUAAACAUUUUAAAAUAUAAAAAAUAUGAAUUUAUUAUCGCAGUUUUUGCUUUUUAUAAUUGCAAUCUCCCCUAUUAUCUGCAAUGAUCAACCAAAGGUUAAAAUUGGUAUAAAAAAACGCAUAGACGAUUGUACCACUCGUACAAAGAAGGGCGAUUUUAUUCAUGUUCAUUACAAGGGUUCCUUGGAGGAUGGAACCGUGUUUGACAGCAGUUUAACCCGCGGUUCUCCAUUUACAUUCACCUUGGGAACCAAUCAAGUUAUCAAGGGUUGGGAACAAGGUCUAAUGGGUAUGUGCGAGGGUGAGAAACGGCGUCUUGUUAUCCCACCCGAGUUGGGUUAUGGCAAACAUGGAUCGGGUCAAGUUAUUCCACCAAACGCUGUACUAGUCUUUGAAGUGGAACUCAUGAAAAUCGAAAAAAGACAAGAUUUAUAAAAUUUCAACUAUUUUUAAUGAUUUUUUUUAGAUAUAAAUGUGUGUCAUAUAAAA
Episyrphus balteatus (marmalade hoverfly) is the source of this 577-nucleotide messenger RNA. RefSeq names its product peptidyl-prolyl cis-trans isomerase FKBP2. The record is from RefSeq and is a predicted model, not a curated record. The coding region runs from base 113 to 523 and encodes 136 amino acids. Gene Ontology annotation, molecular function: peptidyl-prolyl cis-trans isomerase activity. NCBI's taxonomy places the organism in Eukaryota, Metazoa, Arthropoda, Insecta, Diptera, Syrphidae. Gene Ontology annotation, biological process: protein peptidyl-prolyl isomerization. The transcript has 2 exons.